GGCACUCUAAGGAUGUUUAUCUGCGCACAUGUGUGCGUAAUUUGGCAAUAUUUUGAACAGAGAGCCCACUCGAGUAGCGCACUAGAGGCCAGGCAUCCCCAGGAGGCGGGAGAGCGAGAUCGCCCAAACCAUCGUGAGGCGGGAGCGGCGAGAGCGACGACGGCUUGGACGUCGGCUUGGACGUCGGCGGCACGGCGAUGAUCAACGUGCGGUGGCGGAGGCGAUGUGGCCAGAAUGAACGCGGUGGCAACGGCACCUAUGAAAGCUAAGCCGCAGCGGCAUGAUCGGUGGCAGGUGGGGCGGUUGCGACGUGGCACAGUGGUAGCGAUGAUGAUGGCCGUGGCGAGGGGGUGGGAAGUGGACACAGCGGGUGCAAGAAACGAGCCGUCUUGAAGUACCUUAAGGUAUUGGUGAAUGAGGCAGUCGUGUCCGCGACCCAGAAGUUUUGGUGAAUGACGCCAGCGAGGCUUGAGGAAUGAGCCUCGGCUCCAAGUGCGGAGCGGUCGCGCCACUGGCAAAUGUUGCAAUGCAGCAGUGGCGAAAGCGAAGGCAGCGUAGCUGCACCGAAGGCAGAGAUAGCAACCGCGGCGUGAAAUGUCACGGCACAAACGAUCAGCAGCGGGUGCAUGCGUGAUGGCAGCCAGCACGCUGAGAUGCACAACACACCUGUGAUCUAUCGUUUGCAGCAGCGUGAUACCAAUGUAGUGGUGGUGACGGCUGCCUCCGUGGGAGAAGCAAGUCUGCAGAGGCUGCUGGGUACUAUUAGCGCAGUCCGAGCUGCCGAUGGCGACUCGUGGGCGCAUUUUUGUCGCUUCAGUGCGCAGUUUUGUCGCUUCAGCGCGGCGAUGGCAUUGGUUGAUUGACGGCAAUGGCAGUAGCGAUGGCAAUGGCAGUGGCAAUGACGUCGUGCGCAAUGCGGAGAAGGCAUGA
Messenger RNA from Emiliania huxleyi CCMP1516, 930 nucleotides. RefSeq lists its product as hypothetical. The transcript is spliced from 4 exons. The record is from RefSeq and is a predicted model, not a curated record. Bases 627 to 863 code for a protein of 78 amino acids. NCBI's taxonomy places the organism in Eukaryota, Haptophyta, Isochrysidales, Noelaerhabdaceae.